GCGGGUGAUAUUUCACCUGCACGUCGUUCACUCGGCACUUCGAAUCCACUAGGAGCCUGUAACGCCUGGUCAACACAUGUGUGCCACACUUACGAUGGAUCCUCAAGACGAAGGGGGUACACAAGCAGGUCAAUGUAUUGAAAGUUCAAGUCCAAGGAGUUCGCAGGACGUUGCAUUACUUGGGCAUACGCAGGAGCCAUUUGCCGUCAAGAUCUCACCUUCGCGAAUGAACACGUACCAGAAAGACAGGAAACAGUCUUGCCUUUGGGGAAAACGAACACCACAAGUGCAAAUCAGUUGCAUGCCUCCACCGUCACGAACCCGCUCGGCGAACUGGCGCGUGUGGGUGCUGAGCCUCUUAGGAGCGUCCUUCGUAUGCACGUUAGCAGGAGUGCUCACUGCCAUGGUGGUACGACGCCUUGCACAGCACAUGGAAGGCUACGACGAACUUCCACUCGAUGCCGCCUUCGACGCUCCCCAUAUACCGCCAAAACGACCCACCAACACAACAGAGUUUGAGGUCGUCACUGACGCUGAUUCGAGAUCGGAUAUGCCGAAGAUGUGCAACACCAAGGAGCUCUGCGAACGCCUUGAUGCUUAUGUACGGAACGUCAUCAAUCACGAACAGGAACCAUGCGAAGAUUUUUAUGAAUACGUCUGCUCGAAGCACCCACAGUCUGGACGUGCAUCUGAACGGGGUAUCAUCUUGCCGUACCGACUUAGGUCAACGGCACGGCUUAUGUACGACUUGCCUCGAACACUGAUGCGGUACUACACGUUGCGCGAGAAGACCUACAGGGAGUACCCCGGAGUAUUCAUCAGCCAGGCGACCUUCUUCUUGCCCAACUGCACGUCCAUCUACAGCCGUAACGGGUUGGGCUGGGACCCGUGGACCGAACUCCUCGCAGGAGUCGGUCUGCAGGGCUGGCCCUUCAGUAGCGACCCUCCAGACUUCGACGUCCCUGCUGUGUGCGGUGCCGUCGACGCACUUCUUGGUGUCUUCCCAUUUGUUCAGGUCAAAGUGAAGAGCGAGUAUGACAUGUGCUGCGCGGCGCAGCUGGACGGACCAAUAACAGUGCUAAAGCGUCAUCAACUGUGGUAUACUGGAGAAGACGUUCUCAAUUACACUCAGGUGGUGUCUCGUGCGCUAUCUGUUCUUGGGAUAAUUCCUGAAGUGCAAGUUCUGGCAGAGAAUAUCGUCAUCCUUGAGAUGCGAAUUGAAGAUGCGCUUACUCUGCGCCGGCAUGGAGUGGUGCGCGAACGAACGGCGGACUCGUUACCCAAGAGUGUCCACUGGCACUGGAAGGAAUAUUUGGGUCGAAUCUUCUAUGCUGGAGCACUCCGAAGGAACAACGGCAUGUUGAACACAGUAGAAGUGCUGUCCGAGGACUACCUGCAAGACCUUGCGGCGAUUAUGGACAACACUUCCGUGACCACUCUGGCUAAUUACAUGGGAUACCGAACACUUGUGCAGCUCUCCCCAUUGCUACCGGACGAGGUGUCUUUUCUCGUGAGCCUCAGCCACGACGGAGAUCCCAUUCCAGGUCUUGCUCCAAGGCUACAGGCAUGCGUCCACGCGCUUGAGCGCCUUUUCCCGUUCGGUGUCCGUACCUUUCUUCGCAUGACGCUCGGCCGUGACAAUCCACUGCGAUAUUGUACCGAACUUGACGUGCAGGUCGAACGGUUGUUCAACGAGACACGGUGGCUGCUUGCACAGCGCGUCGAGAAGGCCGGCUGGCUGAAUCCAGUGGAGCGCGUUAUAGCGAGGGAAAAAGUGGCCAACAUGGAUCUGGCCUUCAUUGGCAGCGUCAUGGACCUUAAUCUGCCUGCCUCUUAUUACAAUCCCAAGGCACCAACUUUUUCUGGGAAAAGGCUUCUUCAUAGUUAUAUCGCCAUUCAGGCAAGCAAUCGCCAUGUGUACUACCAUCCCUGGACCACCGAACGCGAGUGGGACUUCGACAACCGCUACCACGUGAGCAGUCUGCUACCGGGGACGGAAUACGUGCAGGGGCGGAACACACUCUUCGUGCCGUACGGUUCCGUCGCCUUCAUUCAGGACCUGCGCUACCCCGGCCAGACAACCAAUGCCACGAAUGCAUCAGUGCCGAGAUCACCUGAACUGGACGUGGCGCUAGAACCCACGCUGAGCAGCGCCAUCAUGGCGGCAGCCUUUGCAGCUGUGGACGAUCGAGGUGUUGCUGUGGACCACCGACGUCGGUGGCGUGAUUGGUGGAGUCGAACGGCCUUUGAUCGCUUUUUUACACUCAAGGAUUGCUUUUACAGACAGUAUAAGGUUGCCCUGGAACGCAUCCUGUUGCAGGAUGUGGCCCUGAUUCGAGACCUUGACGAGCUUGUCGCCCUGAGUGCCGUGCUGGAACCUGUGUACGCGCACUACCUAGGCCGCGUAAUUCAGAGCGGAUCUUGGCGGAGUCCCGUAGCCGGGCUGACGAACUCGCAGCUGUUCUUCGUGCAGUGGGGCUUGGGUCAGUGCGAUGGCCGACGCGGGAUAUCUCACGCCCGACGACAGGCGUCGUUCGGCGAGACGCCCGCCCGCAUUCGCGUCAACACGGUCCUGCAAAACUUUGAACCUUUCGCUCAGGCGUUCGGCUGCCAAGAGGGAAACGAGAUGAGUCCCGCAAGGCGAUGCUCAGUCUGGUAGGGCGUCUCAAACGAUUUAAACACGAAGGGAUCGAUACAUAUAUAGUACUGCCAACAUCAAUAUAAUAAAAAGUCUAUCACUAUAUA
Molecule: messenger RNA, 2745 nt
Organism: Ornithodoros turicata
Lineage: Eukaryota; Metazoa; Arthropoda; Arachnida; Ixodida; Argasidae
Product: endothelin-converting enzyme 2-like
Exons: 11
Coding region: 77-2659 (860 amino acids)
Biological process (GO): protein processing
Cellular component (GO): plasma membrane
Molecular function (GO): metalloendopeptidase activity
Source: RefSeq, a predicted model, not a curated record